CAGGAAGCUACGUUUGCUGCAACCCGCGCCUGCAGCAGGCACUGCAACGACCUUCAUCCUCUCCAGACUGAUAGCUCAACCUGCACCGACCACGACUGUCUUUAUUCUUCGUCAACAAGUAACUCCGUUAUCCGUCAGCGAGAGCAGCAUGAGAUACAGCAACUGGGACGUGCUCCUCUUCCCGGCCGAUUCCAAGGCGCCCAUCCAGGAAUUCCGGACCCAAUGCUGUGUCGUCAGCGACAAAGGUUCGAUUGAGACAGAUGCCCUCUCGUCGAGAUUCCUUGCUGAAUGGAUACAGACUCCCCGUAUCUUAAUUCACCGUUUAUGAAUCCCCAGCACGUUUUCAAUCAACGGUCCCUGGGCCAGCUGCCUAUCAUCACCUCUUUCAUACCUAGUCUACCACCGCAGAGCCCAUUUCGAGUCUCAAUACAUAGCUGGGAAAAGCCAUGCCCUUCUCGUAUUUUGGAGACCGUGGUGCGUCCCGAUGACUGUAUCUUGUACGAGGUUAGAAUCUAUGCGGACAAUGUUUGCAUUGCUGGCGGCCUUUUCAGUGCUCGUAGUGCAUUGCCGCAUGUGAUAGAAAUGGGUUCUCAGGUCGACAAGAACGGCAAUCAGGAAAUGCUUCGAUUUCCCACCUUCCACCCAGAAGUCAUCGAUCAAUACGCCUGGGACGCAGCUGACACGUACGGCCGGGUACGGAUCAUCCUCUCGGAGGGCUUUGCACGGCCUAAUCGCUCUCCACCUUUUGAGAGAGUCAAGGACACUAUUGUUUUUUCGUUCCAACAUGCCCCCCUAAGUGUUCUAGAAAAUUGUGGGAUAGCUUGGCCCAAUUCUAAUAUGUGGUUGCAACUUCCUACAAACCUAUUCAGGUAUCAGCUCAACUACGGAGGCCAUGCAGACCAGAGAAGCUAUGGUAGUUACGAUGACCACAAGGAUCUCGGAGAUCUUCAUGCGCAUUCACCAACUCGUCAUGAUACAACGCGUUACGAAGGUAUACGAGCGCCUGGAAAUGAGGGAAAUCACCAAGAAUUGUGUCAACACAUGCCCCAAUGGAGCACGCACAAAUCUUUUGCUCCAGCGUCUGCGCCGCCCCCUCUAGCUAUUCCCUGGUCCGACAUUUACAGAGACCGCAGGUUGAAUCUACACCCUUCAAAUUUCGGUAACAUGUUUAAUAAUGGCUAUGGUGGUUCAGACCCAUUCUUUGACCCUCCCAUGGUUCACCGCAACCACCAAACACGACACAGCAUAGGUGAUAUUUCCAUGCCAGAUGCUGGUCCCUUAUCUGUGAGCAGCCGCGCAAUGUCGAGUGUCAAUGGAAUGAGUUAUGACCACAGUCAACCAGCCAGUAUGGCUGCGUCAGGGGAGAACGUUCACCAAGCCAAUGAACCUACAGGCCCUGCGAAGGCGCUUCAUACAUUAUCCAACCAGCAGAAUCCUGCUCCUUCAAUGCCACCAGUUUCCCGGCCAUCUGCAGCCGCUCAAGCUCGCUCUGAAUCUUACUCCAAAGCCACGUCUAAAGCGACACAUCCAGACUCGAAAGAUUCCAGACAAAUUUCCGGUUCAAGUAUAAAAUCAAAAUCGAGUCAGACAGGAAGCGUUGGCGAGACAGUCACUACUCGACGGCUCGCCGUUAGUCCGCAAGGUCAAGUCAAGGGCAAGAAGGAGGGCAAGGCACCCCAAAAGAGCAACCAAAUCGACUCUGAGCCGCCCAGUGAACCUUCUAGCAGAGAAGUUAGCCGGGAAGUCAGUGUAUCCAGUGCUCAUCAACCCAAUUUCAUAGUACACACGACUGAGACUGUGCGCGUGUCUGGUGGUGAGGUGAAGAGAAAAAGGCAUACAAAAGCGCCGGACGAAGCCUCACAGACGAGUGAAUCGCCAACGAAAAAGAUUCAACGAACCGAGAGGACUCCAUCUCUAACGGAAACAGAUGGCGGAAUUGAGUGAAUGAGUAUCAUAUUAA
This is a messenger RNA of Talaromyces proteolyticus, 1960 nucleotides long. RefSeq lists its product as uncharacterized. The transcript is spliced from 5 exons. Bases 289 to 1944 code for a protein of 551 amino acids. The record is from RefSeq and is a predicted model, not a curated record. Lineage: Eukaryota; Fungi; Ascomycota; Eurotiomycetes; Eurotiales; Trichocomaceae.